AUGCACCGUCACCCGUUCUUUCAUUUCCCUAAGAAAAUAACAAACGGAAUGGCUGACACAGCGCCGUCAUCUGCGCCUAAGGCGAAGGCGCCUAAAACGAAGGCACCUAAAGAGAAGGUCGCUAAGGCUGCUCCAGCGGCGCCUGCCGAACCCGCAAAAGCUAUUCGCAAAGUGUCGUCUAAGCCCCGUCACGGCAGGUUGUACGCUAAGGCCGUAUUCACAGGAUACAAACGUGGUUUACGCAACCAGCAUGAAAACACGGCACUUCUAAAGAUUGAAGGUGCAAAGAGCCGUGAUGAUGCAAUCUUCUAUGCAGGCAAGAAAUGUGUUUAUGUAUACCGCGCUAAGAAGAGGACGCCUAUUGCUGGCGGUCCUCGCGGUAAGAAGACUAAGCUGCGCGCAAUCUGGGGCAAGGUGACCCGUCCCCAUGGCAACUCCGGUGGCGUGCGAGCGCGCUUCAGGUCUAACCUCCCUGCGCAGGCUAUGGGACACAGGAUACGCGUGAUGUUGUAUCCUUCCAGGAUCUAA
Molecule: messenger RNA, 528 nt
Organism: Arctia plantaginis
Lineage: Eukaryota; Metazoa; Arthropoda; Insecta; Lepidoptera; Erebidae
Source: the annotation of a GenBank genome assembly